Enhydra lutris kenyoni (northern sea otter) is the source of this 2059-nucleotide messenger RNA. Its product is annotated as zinc finger protein 227-like. NCBI's taxonomy places the organism in Eukaryota, Metazoa, Chordata, Mammalia, Carnivora, Mustelidae. The coding region runs from base 281 to 802 and encodes 173 amino acids. Gene Ontology annotation, biological process: regulation of DNA-templated transcription. The record is from RefSeq and is a predicted model, not a curated record. The transcript is spliced from 7 exons.
GGGCAGAAGUUUGGAUUCCCUCGGCUCUCCUCCCCCGCUUACCAAGCAGCGCUGCUACUUCUAUCGGAGCCCCGAGCCUCCCGCGCCCGCGCCCGGGGAUGUCCGCUGCAGUUUAUCCGCGGGGCAGUCGCCGUCUUGCCGUCCCACCGCGUCCUGCUCUUCGCCGCCCCUGACUUCGGAAAGGGGAGGAAGGACGGACUUCUGGCUGCAAGAAAAAGGGCCUCCUGGUUCUUUGAAUUUUCCAUCUGCCUGUUUAGUCUGUGGAACAGCCUUCUGAGUUAUGUCUUCUCAGGACUCUGACCUUCCCCAGAAAGAGCAGGAGAAAAUGACCAAGUUUCAGGAGGCGGUGACGUUCAAGGACGUGGCGGUGGUCUUCACCGUGGAGGAGCUGGGGCUGCUGGAUUCCACCCAGAGGAAGCUGUACCGAGAUGUGAUGCUGGAGAAUUUCAAGAACCUGGUCUCAGUGGGAUAUCUUCCCUUCAAGCCAGAGAUGGUUUCUCAUUUGGAAGCAGAAGAAGAGCUUUGGAUGAUGGAAGGGGAACCCCAAAGAAGUGUGACCAGUGAGGACCCCAUGGCUCUUCCUUCAGGAUGCCUCACAUUCCUGCCCUGGGCUUCUUGUGUGAAUCUGAGCGGGUCUCUCAUAUUCACAUGCUUAAGAAAAAGUAAGACUGACACCUCCUUCCCAGGCUGCUCUGAGGGGCCAAGCACAGAGUGCAAGUCACCAGCCGAUACUAGGACCAAGGCUCGGGGAAGACGGAGUCCAGCUCUCCCUGUGUACAAACCUCCCGCAGUAUUUGUGUGAAGCAGCACUUCCAGCCUGCUCUGCUCUGCCUGCAGCAGGGUAUUCCACCUAAAACAGAGCCUACGUGGCACGUGUCAAAUGUGAGGACAAAAAGGUGGCCGAGUGUAUUCAGAGUUGACGUGAGGGGACAAGGUUUUAUGCAGAAAGAGACUGCAGUGUGGCUUAAGACAGUAAAAUCCCUAAACCAUGGACAUGUCUCUGAGUGGGAAGGAGCUCAAGAUAGAAAGGUACAUCGAUUCGAUGGGAAUGGGAUACAACCAUAAAAAAUGAGCAUGACGUAACAUGAAAGGGGAAAAAAAUCAGUACUUAAAAUGAGGUGUAUGUUAUGAAUACAAAUUCAGUUAUGAACGCCCACGAGGAUAAAAGUAGGAGAAAAUGAAAACAGCUCAUCUGUUAGUCGGGAAGUCAUGAAGUGGGGGAACUGUUCAUUUCUAGUCAUUUUUUCACUCUGUAAAAUAAGUAAGAAUACAGCAAAACCCAAAAAUACAUAUGAAGUAAAUUCAAAAGGCACAAAGUAAGACCCUGAUGGAAAAUAGGUCCUCAAAGGCCUUUUGCUCUGCUCGAGUCAUCCCCAGAAAAAUGUGUGAUGACCUGAGUAAUGAGAUGGAAUCAGGAAAGUGAGAAAGGAAGCCCUACUCACCUUGACCAUGGUCAUGUGUCCUCCUACUUCUGGGCGCGUGCAGAGUCCUGCGUUGCACGGAUCCCAGGAAGACAGAGCUGCACCUCGCGGGGUGCCUAGGAAGGCAGGAAAAAGGCAUUAAACAUAGCCCAGGAUGGUGCUCAUCUACAGGGAUGAUGGUUGUGAGUCCAUACUCGAAUGUUCACAGCGCCAUUAUUCAUUAAUGACCCUCGAGCGGGAAACCGCCGAAACGCAGACCUAUGACCUAUGCAGGAAUGAACAAAUUGUGGCAACUCCAUACAAUGGAAUAUUAGUGGCCAAUUAAAAGGAAGGGGUGCGGAUCACACUACAGCAUGGAUGAACCUUGUGAACACUGCUCAAAGUGAAAGACGCCAGUCACAAAAGGUCAGAUACCGUAGGAUUCUCUUUAUAUACAAUGUCCAGAAGAGGGAAAUCUAUGGAGAAAAAAGCAGGUUAGUGGUUGCCGGGGUAACAGGGGUGAAAAUGGGGGGUUAACUAAAAAUGGGCAUGAGGAAUGGGGAAACAAAAAUGGUCAAAACUGAAUUAUAGCAAUGGCUGCACCACUCAGGAGAGUUACUAAAAAUCACUGAUUCAAGGGGUUCGCCUGGGUGGCUCAG